This is a messenger RNA of Candidozyma haemuli, 390 nucleotides long. RefSeq lists its product as uncharacterized. The transcript has a single exon. Bases 1 to 390 code for a protein of 129 amino acids. NCBI's taxonomy places the organism in Eukaryota, Fungi, Ascomycota, Pichiomycetes, Serinales, Metschnikowiaceae. The record is from RefSeq and is a predicted model, not a curated record.
AUGGCACCGUACGACGACUACGAGCUGUGUCUUAGGUUUCUUGAAACCGUACCUGAAGAAAUGCAAGUUCCUGAGAGAUCUGCUGCUAGACCAAGAGCUGAUUUGGCAGGCAAGGGAGUGUUGCAGAGUUAUAACCAUGAUGAUAGUGACGAUGAGGUUCUGUCGCAGGAGUUGAACUUUAGGACCCAGGAUUCGUCUGAUUAUGGGUCGCCGAAGGAGUCUAUCUUUUCCGCUUGCUCUUCGCCCAAGAUGCCUUCUUUGAGCUUGCACCAAGAGGAAGUUCAAGAUGAGGAUCUUGAUUUGUUUUUGGGAGAGCUUGACGAGGUGGAGAUUCAUGAAAUUACCAAUGUGCUUACGUACGUGAAGGGUGAGGUUCCACGGCUCAAGUGA